This is a messenger RNA of Auanema sp. JU1783, 867 nucleotides long. Lineage: Eukaryota; Metazoa; Nematoda; Chromadorea; Rhabditida; Rhabditidae. The record is from the annotation of a GenBank genome assembly.
AUGAGCGGAGAAAGAUCGAAUCUUGAAGUGUUAGCUAAGGAAGCUGGGGUUACUCCUCACGUGGCUAUAUAUGGGGGAGGUUCUAUGGCCAAAUGUAUCUCUGAAGGUGCUUUGAACACUGAAUUUAUCAGCAAGCACCAAAUUUCCAUAUCAACCAAGAGUACGGCUAGUGCGAUGGGGUGGACAAAUAAUGGUUAUCAAAAUGUUUACACUGAUGUGAACGAACAAAGUAGAACCCAUUCUGAAGGAAUUGCUAUAAUAGGUGUUAAGCCACAAGCUAGGAACUCGUUGUGGAGUAGCAAAGUGGAUUUUUCCAAAUAUAAUGCUAUUGUCUCGCUUAUGGCUGGAAUCACCACUGAAACCCUUGAGAAUGAAAUAUCUGAAUUCUGCCCGAACCCUCCCCCUAUUAUUCGAAUUUUUCCGAAUUCACCUUGUGCCGUAGGCAAAGGUACCACCCUAAUUUGUAACAACAAAAAAGUUAGCGAAAAAACGUUCAAACUAGUGAAAGCUUUGGUGGAGACGUUCAGUACCGUUCACAUUAUUGAUGAAAAUCAGAUAAAUGCAGCUGGAGCAUUAACAGCUUCUUCUCCAGCAUGGACAUAUAUGUAUAUUGAAUCGCUGGCUGAUGGGGGUGUUUUAUCCGGAUUACCGCGGAGCGAAGCUAUGAAAUACGCCGCUGAAGCGGUUAUUGGAGCUGCUCAAAUGGUGCUAGCCAGAGGAUGUAAGAAUCCUGGUUCAUUAAAAGAUGAGGUCUGUUCUCCAGCAGGAACUACAAUAGCAGGUGUUCGACAACUUGAGAAGACCUGUUUUCGUUCAGGAGUGAUGGAAGCGGUCAAAGCAGCAACUGAUCGUGCUAAAGAAUUAUAA